Molecule: messenger RNA, 1209 nt
Organism: Closterium sp. Naga37s-1
Lineage: Eukaryota; Viridiplantae; Streptophyta; Zygnematophyceae; Desmidiales; Closteriaceae
Source: the annotation of a GenBank genome assembly
AUGGCGCCGAGUGCAACACGCGAAUCACUGAAGACGUGCAGGCCUGUCGUCGCAUUGGACGGGACUUUUCUGAUACGUGCUCAGAAGGCUACUCUGCUGUACGCCAAUGCGAUGGACGGCAAUCAGCAGAUCAUCCCCAUCGCGUGGGCGCUCGUUGAGAGCGAAACCAAGGACACAUGGACUUGGUUUUGCCGGCUCUUUGAUAAGCACUGUUCCGACUGGAAGGGACGGGACGACGCGGCCAUCAUCAGCGACCGGGACAAAGGCCUCAUCCCGGCGGUGAAGGAAGUGUUCCCAGAGAAGGUGGCGCACUACUUCUGUGGGUGGCACAUGCAGCAGAACGUGAAGCGGUUCGGGAAGACGUCCCGCGGACAUGUUAUGACGGCUUUUGACAGCAAGGUCGUUGCCGAAGUACAACGAAAUCAAGGCCGGUGCACGGGAAUCCCAUCCGCUGCUGACGACCUACCUCUACGGUCCGGCACCUGUGGCCGACGCGCCGGGGCCAAACCCCACACCACCAGCUGGCUUCCGUAUUCGCCGGCGCAACGUUCGCCAAACACGCCGGACACGCGCGACCGCCAACAAUAUUGCGGCCGAGGCGGCCGGCGCACGGCAGCGUGCUCGAGCAUCACAGUCGCGUCGACGCGGCCCCCGACAGAGGCAGAGCGGGGCAGGACGCCCACCUCCGCAUGCCGCAGCGCCAGUGCCAUCCGCGGCGCCAGGGCCAUCUGCAGCGACUCGCCCACGCGCACCACCGUCUCCCUCGUCUGCGCCCCGCCCGUCCGCAGCCCCAGCAUCAUCCGCAGCCCCCAGCCCACCUGCAGCGCCAGGGCCUUUCGCAGCGGCCCGCCCAUAUGCAGCACCGUCACCCGCUUCUGCGACCCGCACAUCCGCUGCACCUGCACCAUCCGCAGCCCCCAGCCCUUCUGCAGCGCCAGGGCCUUCCGCAACGCCCCACCCCUCAGCAGCGCCGUCACCCGCUUCUACGACCCGCCCAUCCGCGGCACCUGCAUCAUCCGCAGCGCACUGCCCGUCUGCAGCGCCAGGGCCUUCCGCAGCGCCCCGCCCAUCCGCGUCUACAGGACCAUCCGCAUCACCGUCACCAUCCACUUCGACCCGCCCAUCUGCAGCACCAGAAACAACCGCACCAUCAACAUCACAGCGUGCGCCGCAUCCACUACGACGGACUUCACCGAUCGUCGUGCCUAG